Gymnogyps californianus (California condor) is the source of this 9574-nucleotide messenger RNA. It is a transcript of the gene CENPF, whose product is annotated as centromere protein F. Gene Ontology annotation, molecular function: microtubule binding; transcription factor binding; protein homodimerization activity. The record is from RefSeq and is a predicted model, not a curated record. Gene Ontology annotation, biological process: mitotic cell cycle; regulation of G2/M transition of mitotic cell cycle; metaphase chromosome alignment. Lineage: Eukaryota; Metazoa; Chordata; Aves; Accipitriformes; Cathartidae. Gene Ontology annotation, cellular component: spindle pole; chromosome, centromeric region; nucleus.
CCUGUUGCGGCGUCCGGCCGCGCUCCGCUGGUCGCCGCUGGCGUUGAGGGCCUGUGGGAGCCGGAGCCGAGGGAGCCUGCCUGCCAGCCAGCAGCCGAGGCAUAGUACUAUCCAUUUUGUAUUAAACAAGAAUCCUGUCAAUAUGAGCUGGGCUGUGGAGGAAUGGAAAGAAGGUCUCUCCCCCAGAGUCCUUCAGAAGAUUCAUGAGCUGGAAAGUCAAGUAGACAAGCUUAAAAAGGAGCGUCAGCAAAGACAAUUCCAGUUAGAGUCUUUGGAGGCAGCUUUGCAAAAACAGAAACAGAAGGUUGAAAAUGAAAAAAAUGAAGCUGCAACACUAAAAAGAGAGAACCAGAGCUUGAUGGAAUUGUGUGAUAGUCUUGAGAAAGCAAAGCAGAAAAUAUCACAUGAUCUUCAAGUAAAAGAAUCUCAAGUCAACAUUCAGUCAGGGCAGCUGAAUUCCAGCAAGAAAGACAUCGAAAGGCUAGAACAAGAACUGAAAAGAUACAAAUGUGAGCUUGAGAGAAGUCAGCAAACAUCGAUUACAGGAGACUUAUCAUUCAGUGGCACUCCACAGAAAAGUUUUACUGCUCCUUUAACACCAGUUCAAAGUCAUAAUGAUGCUAAGUUUGAAGAACUAGAAGAAAAAUACAAGAAAGAAGUACAAGAAAGAAAAAAGCUAGAAUUAGAACUGAGAACCAUCCAGGUUAAGAAAAUAAAUCAGCCUCAUCCUCAAAGCUCUUUGAGUCACAGGGAGAUUGCUCGGCAUCAGGCUUCCUCAUCUGUGUUUUCAUGGCAACAAGAAAAGACACCAUCUAGAAAUCAAGAAACACCUGCAAGGGGAAGUUCUACAACAUCCUCUUUUCCAUGGGAAAAAGAAACAAAUUCUACUACAAUAUCAGAGAAGAACGAGUUCGACAACAGCUUUGCUGAGAAUUGUAAUUCUUCACUCAUGAUCCAGCUAAAAGCACAGAACCAAGAGUUAAAUUCCACUCUUAAAGACCUAGAACAACAACUGCAAGCUCAAGAAAAAGUGAAGAAAUCCCAUAUGAAUAAACAUCAAGAGACUGAACUGCAGCUGGACAGAAUGAAGUUGGAAUUAACAGAGAAGGAUAAAGUUCUGAACAAAACCAGAGAUAAACUGACUCAAAUGAGAACACAACUUGAUCAAGCUACCACACAGGUCCAAAUGAUGGAGCAAAAGGUGAAAAGAUUGUCAGAAGAACUGAAUUGCCAAAGACAAAAUGCUGAGAGUGCUCGUCAGUCUUUAGAACAGAAAAUAAAGGCAAAGGAAAAGGAAUACCAACAGGAACUCUCUUGUCAGCAACGUUCCUUACAAACACUGGAUCAGCAGUGCAACCAGAUAAGAAACAAACUGAAUCAGGAGCUACAGCAAGCCAAAAAUGACUUCAAUGCUCUGCAGGCAGAAUUUGACAAAGUAAUGGCAGUGAAACAACGCUUGGAACAUGAUACCUGUGAUCUCACCCAGAAGCUGUGCAGAGCAGAGCAGGCUUUAUUAGCAGCCUGGGCUAAGGAAACUGAUUUGACAAGAAGCUUUGAGGAAGUGAAGCAGGAGAAAAACCUCCUUGACUGUAAACUUGAAAAAAAAUUGCAAGAGAUCCACCAACUUGAAGAAGAACUAAAUACGAUCAAGCAGUCUCUAAAGCAGAGCCAGAAUUUUGCAGAAGAGAUGAAAAAUAAGAAUACUUUUCAGGAAGCAGAGCUGAAGUUACUGGAAGAGAAAUUUAAAAAGCAAGAGAGCUCCCUUUUGCUGGAGAAACUGAAAAUAGCUUUAGCUGACAUGGAAAAGCAACAAGAUUCUACACAAGACCUGCUCAAGGAAAAAGAUAAUCAUAUUAAAGAACAAAACUGUAAAAUAAGUAAAAUGGAGGAAGAAUUAGAAGCUUUACAGAGGCUCCUUGGAUUCAAGCAGAGAGAAUGUGAAGAAUUGCAAAAAGAGGCUACUGCUUUUUCUCAAUGGAAAAAUGAAAAUGAUUGUCUUAUAGAUAAACUUAAGUCUGAAAAGGAAGGUAUGCUGACUCAUAUUAAUGACUUGGAGAGUUCCCUUCAAAGUCAGCAAAUCAAAAAUCAUGAGCAUAGUGAGAAACUCAGAAUGAUGGAAACUGAAAGUGACAGGAAAAGUACAGAGAUUAGAGAACUUAAAGACAUGCUGGAAUGUAGAAGUGCAGAAUUAGAAGAACAGAAAAAAGCUUUUGAUGGACUUCAGCAGAAAGCAGAAUGUUCUGAUAAAAAGUACUGUAAAGAGAUAGAAAAUAUGUCCUGUAAAAUAUUCCAGCUUACCAACCAAGUUGGUGAAGUAGAAGAAAAGUUACAGUUAGCAGCAAGUGAAGGACUGCAAAGGGAGCAAUGUUAUCAUGACCUGCUUGGUGAAUAUGAAAAAAUCUGUUGUCUUGUAAAAGCAAAAGGUACUUCAGAAAAGACAGAAGAUGAAGUUAAUUUGCAGAGUGGUCAGGGUAAAACUGUUUUAGAUAAUACGCAACUUGCAGCAAAUAACUCCAUUGCUGAGGAUCACGGAUGUGCAAGAGCUCUUCUAGAAGUAGGAAAAAGUAAGGAUCUGGCCAUUUUACAAGAUCAGAUCUCUUCUCUUGAGAUUUCCUUAGUGGCUCAAAAGCAGCUGAAUUCAAAUCAGCAGCAGCAGUAUGAAGACUUACUGCAAAGAAAGGGUGAAACAGAAGAAAGAUUAUUUAAUGUAGAACAGAUGCACGAAAGCUUCGUGACAGAAACUAAACAGCACAUUACUAACUUGCAAGCGGAUAUUUCAGCACGUCAGAAAUUAGUUGAAAAAACUUUAGCUAUUCUUGAGGAAAAGGACAUGCAACUGCAAACUCUGAAUGAAAGAUUAGAAAACCGACAAGCUGAGCUUCAGGAUUUAAAGAUCAAUAAUAAAUUGCUUGAUGAUUCAGUAAGACAGCUGAAGCUCAUGUCUGGAACAUGGGAUUCAGAGAAGAAGGACAUGUCUUCAAUGAUUUGCUCAUAUAGCAAAAAAAUUGAGGAACUUAAUGAAGAAAAUGCAACCCUUAGGGAUUUAAGCAGAGCUUUAGAGCAAGAACAAAUAACUUUACUGGAAGCAAAUAAAAAUAUUUCUGAUAGUUUAAAGGAAAGAGAAGAAAUCAUUUCUGAAAUGUCCAGAAAACACAAGGAGGAAAGACAAUGUAUUGAAUCAAGAACUGAAGAAAUCAAAACAGAGCUUAAAGUUUUGCAAGCAAAGUAUAAAUCGGUGGAAGAAGAAAAUGCAAACGUGAUGAGCAUUCUGAGAGAGCAGACAAUUGAAUUUGAGGAAAAGAAAGCAAGAUUAGAACAAGAGAAACAGGUAUUUAGUGAGAAUAAAGAUAUCUUAUGUAAACUAAUAGCCUCAGAAGAAAUAAAAAAGGAUUUGGUUCAAGAACUUCAGCAACUGCAGUCAGAAUUUUCCAGUGUCCAACAUGUGCCUUCUACGGAGCUUGACUGUUUAAGACAGGAAAUAUUCAAUGUCGGGGCAACACAAAAUACAAUGCAAGAGAAAUGUGGUAUCGUAUUUCAAGACAAGGAGCAAUUGGGGAAGGAACUAGAAACAAAAAGUGAACCUCUAAUGUGUGAUGUUAGUUGUGAAAGGAGACUCUAUUCAGAACAGUUGAGGAAGUCCAUGGAAGAAAAGGAUGCUGAGCUGAAUAAAUACCAACUUAAACUUGAGCUUCUUCAAAUGGAUUUUGAGGACAGAGAACUCUCCCUAGAGAACUACAGGUUAGAAGUGAUGCAACUGGAGACUGCUUUAAAAGGCAUGGAAGUAGAACUUGAGAAAAGUGUGAGAGAGAAAGAGAGACUGCAGCAAGAACUACUGUCUGUUAAAGAAUUGAAAACUUCAGGUUCUCCUCUUACAGUAUUAGAUGAAGAUGGCCACUCAUUGGAAUAUAAUUAUGAUAGUGUUUCCCAGAAUUGUGGCAAACGAGGAAUGGAUGAAAGUUAUUCAUCAGUCUUGCUGGCAUCCUCUUUGCAGGUAACAAUAAACAAUCUGAGCGAGCUUGAGAAAAUGUGUGAGAGGUUGCAGAGUGAGAACAUUGUAUUAGCCUCUGGAUUUAAAGACUCAAAAACCAGUGGCAUCACAGGUAUUAGUAAAGUGGCAGAGGAGAAAGAGAACAUAAUGAAUGCAGAUAAAAAUUUUAAAACAGAGAAAGCUAUUUUUCCUGAUGAACUUAUGGAUCAAAGUGAUAACAGCAAUCUGAGAAUGAAUUUUGAUAAUAAGGAAAUGUCCUUCAGACCUAACGGAUGCAGUACUGGACCCAAUUCUGACUAUGAAGAUUUACAAUUGUCCAGCAAAGAAGUUAAAAUACACUUUGCUGAAGUAAGAGAGAAGCUUUUGUCUUUCCAGAAUGAACAUAUAAAAUUAUAUGAACAACAUUGCAGUAUGAGCUCAAAGAUAUCUGAGCUACAGUCUUGUAUUGAAAUACUGAAGGCAGAAAAUUCUGCAUUGUCGACAAGUCUGAGCAAUGCUCAUAUAGAUUCUGUGAGAGCGCCGCUAUCUUCUAGCCAAAAUGACACGCUGUCUAAAUUAGAUGAAAACAAGUCCACGGUUUCUUCCUCAGAUCUUUUUGAAAGUUCCUGUUUUAUAGAAUUAAAUGAAGUGGUUGAUUCUUGUAACAGUGGUAUGUGCAAACACACAGAGGAAAUUAAUCAGCUGGACAGUUCUGCAGAAAUAAUCCCAGAAGGUGCAACAAAAGUUUUGGUUGAAAAUUGUCAUAAUGAUCACAAAUUGGACUCUGCUAGGGAGCCCAGGAGUAUUACUCCUACAAAAUCUAAUGAGAGUAGAAUUGAAGAACUUCAGAUGCUGUGUCAGACAUAUGAGAAGGCCAUCAAGGUGCUCGAAGACCAAUUUCACAUUCAAGAGAAUAUGAAAAAUGAGGAAAUACAAGAGCUGAAAAAAGUUAUACUUUCUGAAAGAAAAGAAAUAGAUCAUCUCAAACAGCAAAAUCUAUCUGACAAGGAAGAAUGGCAGCAGAAACUGAAUAACGUGACUAUGGAGAUGGAGUGCAAACUGGCAGCAGAAAGAAAACAAACUGAGAAUCUGUCCUUGGAGCUGGAAGCAGCAAGACUGCAACUACAAGUCCUUGAUUUAAGUUCUCAUUCACUGCUGUGCACGGAUAUUGAAAAUAACACUGACCAAGAAAACAAUACUCCUUAUCAAUUGGGAGGCCCUACUGAAAACUCAGCACUGAAAAGCAAUAAACCUAAACUAAUCCCCAUUGAGAAAAUGGCUGUAGGAGAUACCUCUGUGUGUGAAAAUGUAACUGAGACCGCUGAAGCAAGAUUAAUGGAAGAUUACAGUGAGAAGAUUUCUGGAGAACAUGAGUGUAGAAAUAUGUCAGGAAAAAUAACUAGCCCUUCAGACCGUGCCAGUGCAUUGUCAUUUUCCAAUAGUAGUAUGUUUUUAAGUGCAGGGGAUUUCUAUGAAAAUCAAAUAACCACUGAAAUGCUUCAGGAGGCAGCAAACCAACAGACUGCUGAAAAUUUGAAGCUGAUCUAUGAGACAGAAGAAAGCCAUAAACAUAUUGAUUUACUAAUGAAAGUUGAGCAAUUAAACUCAGAGCUGAACUUUCAGAAUGCACAAUUAACUCCGAAGAGCUCAGCUUUUGCAGAACUGGAGGAAGCUACUGUAGUUGUUACAGAAGAAAACUGUGACAUAAAGGAAAAACUGAAAUCAGUCUCUGUCAAUAAGCAGCAAUUAUCUCUUAGAGUAGUCUCAUUAGAAAAAGAACCAGAGAAUGUGAAGUCUGAGCCGGAGAUAUAUAAAGUUAGAUUGUCUAAUGCAGCAGACACAUCGGAUGAUGUAGAAAUGACGAAGAGAGAUUGUCAACAAUUUCUUGCAGCUGAAAAUGAACAGAGGAGUCCAAAAUCUGAGCAAGUUAAUACUGAGAAUCAUGCCUUGUUCAUAGAGCAUGAUAUUGAAAUGCUUCAGGCAAAAUGUCAGCAACUAGAAAAGGAGAGGGAAGUUAACCUGAAAACUAUUUCUAGCUUUCAAGAGCACCUUGUUUCAGUCACAGCUGAGAGAAACCAUAUUGGCCAAGAACUGAGUAUUUUGUCUGAAAAUAAAAAAGAACUGAAUCAGAAGUAUCAGAAGCUACAAGAGAAAUUAAAAGAGCUAGAGUCAACUAAGGUGGAUUCUACUGAAUUCAUUAGAAGGUUAGAGGGUGAGGUGAGGACACAAACAAAUCUGCUUGAGACUGCAAAAUCUGAUGUAAAUCAAUUAUCAAAUGAAAAAGAUCAUCUUCUGCAGAAGCUGCAAAGUUUGGAAAAUGAUGCCCUGUCUUUCACCUUAGAAAAAGGAAAACUCCAAAACGAAGCAGCAGAUUUGAAGAAGGAGAAGGAACUGAUUGUAAGAGAGUUGGAAAUGAUGCAGAGUAAAUUAAGUUCAUCAGAAAUGGAAAAUUCAAAGCUUUCCAGAUCUUUGGAAGGCUUGUUAAUGGAAAAAGGUGAACUUGCUGCUAGAGUCAGGUCUGCACAGAAAGAAGUAGACCAAAUGCGAUACGGAAUUGAGAAGCUGAAAGUAAAAAUUGAAUCCGAUGAGAAGAAAAAACACCACGUUGCUGAAAAGCUGAAAGAGAGUGAACGGAAAGCUGACUCUCUUCAGGAUAAAAUAGAGAGGCUUGAAAGAGAAUUGGAGAUGUCAGAGAAAAAUCUAGAAGAUGCAAUUAUUCAGUCGGAGACUGCUAAAGCAGAGGCAGAAACAUUAACAAUAGAAAUGGAACAGAUGACUGAAAAGCUGGAAUGUUUUAACUUACAAAUUGAUGUCCUCACCUCACAAAAAGAGUGUUUGGCUAAAGAUUUAAAAGAAAAGCAAGAAAGAAUCUUUGAACUAGAGUCUUCGAAUUUGACUACAGCAAAACUGUUAGAAGAAAAGGAGGAAGAAAAGAUGCAAAUCAAGGAUGAGUUCGAAAAUACUGUGGUAUUGCUGAAAUCUGAGCUCAAAGAUAUAAGUGAGAAAUUAGAGUUUUCUUGCAAGGAGGAAGCAGAUGUUAGAGCAAAAGAGCAAGUCUUGAUUAAUCAGGUGGCUCAUCUUGAGCAAGAUAAAACAAUACUAUUACAGGAAUGUCAGGAAAUAAAAAAUGAAAAUAUCAGAUUGGAUCAAACGAGGGAAGUACUUGUUCAAGAAUUGAUGGAUUGUAAACAAAAACUCAAUGAAAAGGUGCAGGAGAAUGGUGCUCUUCAAAAGCAGGUGAAAGAAACAGAGGAGCUGUCUUUACAGCUGACACACAUGCAACAUGAGCAUGAAUGUUGGCACCAGGAAAAAAAAAGGCUGCAGAAUUUGAUUGCUGAGUUGAAGCUGAAGGAGCAACAUUUUUCUGAUAAUGAGACCUUUCCAGAUAUCCUGAAUGUUCUAAAAGUGUCUUAUAAGGACCUUGAGAAGGAACUGGAAUCUACACUUUGUGAAAAGAACACUUUAUGUAAAAAGGUAAAUGAACUGACUGAAAGUCGUACUGAGCUGCAAGUCAAGCUAAGUGAGACCGAACACAAGAUUUCCAAAUUACAGGAAGAAUUUACCACAGAAAGAAACAAGCUUGCUGAAGAAAUACAACUUAUUCAAGAACAAUCAGAAAAGAACAAAAUUCAGCUGCAUCUAACUAUGUCAGAAAAAACCAAACUGACUAAGAGUUUGGAGAUGGUCCAGAAAGAACUACAAGAAAAAGAAAGUGAAAUGAAAAGAGAAAUAUCAGAAUACAAAGACAGACUACUUCAAGCAGAGAAAGAGCAUCAGGAUGCUCUGACAGAAGCGAACCGAAAGAAUGAAGCAGAAAUUGAGGCCUAUCAAGAUAAGAUGAAUUCACUGGAGCAGUUUAUCAGCUCACAAAAAUUGGAAAUUGAGCAUUUGAAGUCAAAUAAAGAAGAACUAAAUAAUUCCCUUAAAGAAGCUAAUCAAACCUGGGAACUCCUAAAAACUAAGGCUGAUAAUAUUAACGUUUUAGUUCAACUGAAGAAGGAAAAUGAAUUUGCCCACAGUAAAGUGCAGCUGUGGAUGAAAUCCUGUAAGCAGAUGGAACAGGAAAAGGAAAUGUUGCAGAAACAACUAGUUGAACGUGAUGAACUAUUAAAGAAGAAAAAUCUAACUAUGUCAAAGUAUAAGAAAGAAGGUGCUGAUGAGAAUGCCGUUACAGAAGAAAUUAAGUUAAAACUGGAAGAAUUACAGGAAUCUACAGCAGUGAAAACCAGAGAAGCAAAUGAGAACUUGGAGAAAUACUGCUCUCUAAUUGUUAAAUAUUAUAAACUAGAAGAAGCAAAUGAGAUGCUAAAAACACAAGUCAGUUUGUUGAGUGCUCAGCUGAAACAGCCAACAAGUGAUGCUGUCAGCACUCCUUUGCUGAAUUCGGAUAACUCAUUAACAGUGAGCAAUCAGUCUGUCAAAGAGAUGAGGUCAGAUGAAGAUACUACUAAGUUUUCAAGUAAAAGGCAGAGAUACGAAGACAACAGGAAAGAUAAUGGAGAAACAAGAUCCCCUGUGCCAGAGACUUCAUCCAAAAAAAAAAGGAUGGAUGAUAUCUGUCAAAAUCUGCUGGGUCAGGAGAACACAGACGGUGAGUCAGAUGGGCUUCCAGAAGUAGUGAAAAAAGGGUUUGCUGAUAUCCCCACUGGAAAGGGUAGCCCUUACAUUUUACGUAGAACAACCCUAAAUCUAAGAACCAGUCCCCAUCUGGCUUCCCCAAGUGAGAAAUUGCCUUUGGCUACACAAGAUGUACGAAAACGCGGACCAGAUAAUCUUGGUGAGCGCUCCUGUUCGACACCUGGUGGCAGCAAACCACAAAAGGUAAAUGAUGAACAGCAGCCCCAAGCAGUAACAGCUUCUCCACCAAUGAAAUCUACUUCAAGGUCACCACUUUGCCCAUAUAAGCAAUCCACAAAAACUGUCUCUGAUAAUACCAGGGAGAAUCGUAUGAUGCACAAAGCCAAAAAUUCUCUAAAUGAACAAGGACUACCUGAGCAAGAUGAGCAAAAAGAAAAUUGUAAGGUGCAGUAAAUCUGUGUGGACUUAAUCACAACUCAGAAUAACUGACGAUCAAAAACCAGUUUGUGAAUUAAAUAUCAGAACUAUAUGGAGGGCACCAUUUUCUCUUAUCCAAUGAUUAAUGAUACGUGGGUUCUGCAGAGCUUGUUCUUAAAUAUUUACUAAUACCAAUAGUCACUCAAACUUGUGGAAUGAUAAUGAAGGAAUAGAUAUAAUUGAACUUCUGUAGAAUUUUCUGUAAAUAGUUCUUCAUAAAUCUGUUAAAAAAUUAAACCAUGGAAAAAGUGGACUACAUGUUGCCAUGUAGUUCAUUGUUGCCAUUUUUUCUGUGUACCAAAGGUUGAUUUACAAAUGGAAACUAAACUCACUUAAGUAUCUCUAAAAAUAUUAGGUUCCAGGAAAAAUGAGGCAAACACUAUUGGCAAUUCAAAAUGAAGCAGUGACUUCAUUUGUAAGUGCAAAACCGAAUAUAAACCCAGAUACAAGAUGCAUCCAGUGCACAGGUCCAGUGCGUUGUGUCUUGGUAUCCCUUCUUCCAGAUGGAAUAACAUUGUGCAAAGGGGGAUGAGAUCUGAUCCGAACAAACCC